GGUAGAGAGAAAGAGGGGAGGGAAUGAAGAAGCCAGAGAGUGAGUGGCUUCCCUCAUUGGUGAAAAAACAUAAAAAAAAGGGCAAAGCUUUCUCAGCAACCCACCUCCCACACAGUCGAAGAAGAAGACACGACACGGUGGCGCCUACUCGCCGGCGAAUCAGACAGGGCAGAACCCUCGAAAUUCCCAUUCCUUACUGACAAUUCUCCAGGUUUCCCCACUUUUUUGUUUCUUUGUUUCUUUCUUUCUUUCUUUCUUUCUUUCUUUCUCAUUGAAGAAGACAUUUUUGAAAAAAAAUAAUGGGAAGGGUCGUUCGUUCCUUUUGACACUGGUAUAUAUACAGCCGCCUCUCUAUCGUCUCACAAAAUGAAAUUGUGAAAAUGGGUAUAGAAAUUUGGGAGUUCUGGCGUAAAUCUGAAUUGUCCGAAUCAGGUUUCUGAGGGAAUUUAAGUUUGUAAAUGAGAGGUAAGGGUAACCAGAAUCAUCUAGAGAAAGACGAGUACAAGGAUGAGGACUUGGUGGCGGCCGGUUCCAGAAAAGAUGGACCUUCGUCCAAUAUCUCUACUACUAACAGCAACACAACUAGCAAUAACAGAGAUGGGAAGAACAGUGACAAGGUUAGUGCCAUGAGAUCGAAACAUUCUGUUACCGAGCAGCGACGGAGGAGUAAGAUCAAAAAGGUUUAUUUCAUAUACUUAGGAAACUUAUUCCUCAUUGUGAUCAGAAGAGAGAUACAACAUCCUUUCUAUAAGAGGGCCGGUGUUCCCAGGAAAUUUGAUGAGAAUAACAUUGGUGUUACCCCCACCAUGCUUGCAACUGCACAUAAUACUCCUGCGGAACCUGACCCUUCACAAGAUGCCGCAUGCAACAAAGUCGUGGAUCACCAACAACCUGACAUAGCAAACAAGGGUUUCCCUCCUCCCAUCAGGCGUUUACAUACAACCAUGCCUCUCCAGCAAUCGUAUUCAGAUCCGCAAUCAUCUGAAUAUCCUGUGAGUGGUGAUUCACUGAACCAAGCGGAGGAACUGAGUAUAGAAGGAGGCACAAUCAGCAUCUCCAGUGCCUACACUGAAGGGUUGCUGAAUGCCUUGACACAAGCACUACAAACUGCAGGAAUAGAUCUCUCACAAGCAAACAUGUCAGUGCAAAUUGAUCUUGGGAAACGAAACAACAGAGGGUUGGCUUCUGGAACAUCAGCUAAUAAGAACCCUGCUGCUAACCAUCAAACGGCAAUUCAUCUGAGAGAUGUAACUGGUGCAAGAGAGUCUGGCCACGUCCAGAAGCGCUUGAAGACUUAGCCUUUGCUCUGGUCGUUUGAGUUUCUUCUAGGGUCCUUUUUUUGGGCUUUGUAAAUGGUUCUUUUCAUUUAUUGGUUCUACUGGCCACUUGAAUCAAUGGUUAUUCAUUCUAAGACCUCUGAGGUUAUAUAAAUAUAUGUUUGCUUAACUCACUCCAGCUUCACUUCCCAAUCUUGUACUGAUCAAUCAAGCUCAGCAGAAGCUUUCUGUCAAUUGACUCGAUUCUAAUGGUUUUUCUGAAUCCAAGAUACUUUUUUCCGAAGAGCAACCAACCCAAGAGAUUCAGACCAUUAGGAAAGGAAACAGAAG
Messenger RNA from Linum tenue, 1607 nucleotides. The record is from the annotation of a GenBank genome assembly. NCBI's taxonomy places the organism in Eukaryota, Viridiplantae, Streptophyta, Magnoliopsida, Malpighiales, Linaceae.